GAGCCACUUUUCAGAGAUGACAUCGCCGUGUGGGCGUAACAUGCCAGAAAGUGCAGGCGCAUCAGCGUCACAACAAAAGUGGUCCGUGGAGCAGGCGGACUAGUGAAACUACAAACAGAUUUGAUUCAGUUUACAUUUGAGACUGCAUUUGUCAGUCUUUUACUUUGUUCAUUCCACUCGGUAGUUACGAGGCGACAUCGCAAUGGCUUUGAACAAGAACAAUUCUGAAUCCGGAGGCGUCAUUAUCACCAACAGUGAAAGUGUGUUGAUGAGCUAUGAGAACGUGGAGCUGGUAUUCUGUGAAGCAGAGUGCCUGCCUGAUGCCUUCAGGAAGAGUAAGAAGGGGAGCAUCUUCCUGACUCCCUACAGGGUGAUCUUUGUGGCGAAGGGGGGUCAUGAUGCUCUGCAAUCCUUCAUGAUGCCUUUCUACCUGAUGAAGGGCUGUGAGGUCAAACAGCCUGUCCUGGGGGCCAACUACAUCAAAGGCACAGUCAGCGCAGAGCCCGGAGGAGGCUGGGAGGGCUGUGCCACCUUUAAGCUGGUGUUUGCGGCUGGAGGAGCCAUAGAGUUUGGACAGUACAUGUUACAGGUCGCUGCACAAGCGUCCAGAGGGCAGCCUGUGAGUGUUGGCUUUGGGGGCUGUCCCUACAUGGCCAACGGGGCAUAUGCCUACCCUCCUCCCCCAGCCAAUGGGUACCCGGCGGGACCCCCACCUGGGUACUCCUACCCCAACCCCCCUCCACCAGAUGCAUUCUACCCCAACCCUGCAGUGUUUGAUGGCCCUGCGGCCUACAUGCCCCCUCCUCCCUACUCCGCCCCCCUGGGACAGCAGCCCCCCCACGACCCCGACCUGCCCUCCACACCUGCAGCCGAGGCAAAGGCAGCAGAGGCAGCAGCCAGUGCCAGCUGUGCCACACUCCCUCCCACCUACCUACCACAGGACAAACCUCCCCCCUACUCUCCUACUGAGGACAAGAAGACCCAGUAGAGCACCUGUAUCUCAGCUCCCACUCCUCCUUCACACAACCUGUUCCCUCCACCCCUAUGAUGUCUUCCUCUUCCUUUCUCUUCUACCAACCCCUUCUUUUGGUCUCUCUCCUCUUUGUCUACUUUGCUCCCUUUGAAUCCCUCCCAGCUUUCUCCAGCUUGUGUACAGGCAGUUCCCUUCUACCUGAAUUCCACUAAACAAUUCUAUCAUACCCAGGUGACUUUAACUAAACAGUGUAACUUACAGCUCUUCUAGAGUGGUUGAUGAUAUGAUUGUAGCUUGUUUGGGCCAAAGCUGUCAGGAAACAGGGGAAUAUUAGGUUAAGACUGAGGUGAUGUUUAGUACUAGUCUUGGGUACCUUCCUUUUUCUGUAUUAGCAAACCCUACAUUUUCUUGCUAGACAUGACAAUGGCAUGUUGGCUGAAGCAGAAACGGGCAGGCUCAAGGUUUAGCAGGUUGUUUUGGUGAGAAGCUGAUUUAUUUUCUAAGACGACCUAUCAAACUGGACUGAAUGAAGUGAUUUCUGUGCUAAUCUAUCCAGUGGCUAGCGAAAGGCUGUAUUGUUGAUUUAAAAAAAAUGUUAUUUAUUAUUUGUCUGUACAGGAUUUUAAUGUGACUACUUAAAUAUGAGAGGAUAGGAGUAGAUCAUUGGACCAGGUCUCUGUUGAAAAAUAAAUAUUAUUGCAAUGAGACUAAACUGAAUAAAAAAAAAAGGUUAAAUACAGAA
Messenger RNA from Coregonus clupeaformis (lake whitefish), 1715 nucleotides. RefSeq names its product WW domain-binding protein 2. The record is from RefSeq and is a predicted model, not a curated record. Bases 203 to 988 code for a protein of 261 amino acids. Gene Ontology annotation, cellular component: nucleus. Gene Ontology annotation, biological process: positive regulation of DNA-templated transcription. The transcript is spliced from 8 exons. Gene Ontology annotation, molecular function: transcription coactivator activity; chromatin DNA binding. NCBI's taxonomy places the organism in Eukaryota, Metazoa, Chordata, Actinopteri, Salmoniformes, Salmonidae.